Molecule: messenger RNA, 876 nt
Organism: Colletotrichum navitas
Lineage: Eukaryota; Fungi; Ascomycota; Sordariomycetes; Glomerellales; Glomerellaceae
Product: tannase and feruloyl esterase-domain-containing protein
Exons: 6
Coding region: 1-876 (291 amino acids)
Source: RefSeq, a predicted model, not a curated record
AUGCAGCCGUUGUAUGGAAGCGCAGCGAUACUCUCGUACUUGUUAGGAUGUUCUCUGGGCGGGCCACAGUGCAUCAGGGCCGCACAUAUGUUCCCCAAAGACUAUGACGGCAUUGUUGCUAGCGCGCCCGCCAUCGAUGUCAACAAGUUCUAUUCCUAUCGGGCCACCAUCCCCACCAGUGAACUUAUCACCCCUACUCUGUGGAAAACCAAAAUACACGACGAGGUAUUUCGGCAAUGCGACAAGACUGACGGUGUAGAAGACGGUAUCAUUGAGGACUCUAGUCUAUGCCAGUUCAAAGCAAGUACGCUGCUAUGCCCGGACAGUUCUACCGUCGCCAAUAGAACCGACUGUCUUGCGAGCGAGCAAGUCGACAUCACCUUCAAUCUACAGAUUGACGGCGGAUUUACCGAACGGAAGAGCUCGGCCAACGUCAGGACGUAUUCGGACAACCUCUCGGCGUUCAAGAACAAGGGCGGGAAGCUACUGGAUUCCCACGGCCAUGACCAGCAGAUCUUGAGCUUCCGCACGCCCAUAUUUUAUGACCGUCUGCCCCAGGGCGUGAACCUGGACCAAGCCAGAAUGAACGAGUUCACUCGCUUCUUCCACAUAUCAGGCAUGAAUCACUGCAUGACGGGGCCCGGCGCGCGGUUCAUCGGCCAGGGUGGCGGCAUUGACGUCGCUAUCGCCAGAACUAUAUCUUUUGACAGGGAGCAUAAUGACAGGGUUCCUCCUAAGACCACCACAAGGACCAAGUUUGUUAACAAUACAGCGGCCUUGAGUAUCGAUUUUCAGCGUCAGCAUUGGAAGUCCCCACUUAUUCCCUUACAACUGAAUCCCAAGUACCCGGAUAGCUGGACGUGCAAAGCUCCUUGA